This is a messenger RNA of Apis dorsata (giant honeybee), 2493 nucleotides long. Its product is annotated as ESF1 homolog. The record is from RefSeq and is a predicted model, not a curated record. Lineage: Eukaryota; Metazoa; Arthropoda; Insecta; Hymenoptera; Apidae. Gene Ontology annotation, biological process: rRNA processing. The coding region runs from base 190 to 2430 and encodes 746 amino acids. Gene Ontology annotation, cellular component: nucleus. The transcript is spliced from 8 exons. Gene Ontology annotation, molecular function: RNA binding.
AAUAUUCUAAAUAAGGUUAUGUUACAGGUAUGAGACAAUAAAUACAUGUAGAGAGUAUGAUUAAAAUUAUUUAAUAAAUAACUUUAAAUUUUAAAAUAAAAUCUUAAAUAAUUUACUUAAAGAGUAUAUGAUAAUUUUAUAAUAUUAAAUAUAUUAUAAUAUUAUAAAGUCUUAUAAAAAAUAAUAAGCAUGAGUGAAUUAUUAAAUGAUGAACGAUUUGCUUACAUUGCAAGGGAUCCUAAAUUUAAGAGGAUCCCAAAAACAGAAAGAAAAGUAAAAAUAGAUAAAAGAUUUCAGAGUAUGUUUAAAGAUAACAAGUUUAAGAUUCAAUAUACCAUAGAUAAACGAGGUAGACCUAUAAAUCAAACAUCAUCUGAAAAUCUUAGAAAAUAUUAUGAUCUAUCUAGCAGUGAAGAAGAAAAUGACGAAAAAGAAUAUGAAAAAUCUAAACAAAAAGAAAAAAAAUUUAAUGAAUAUAAAAAAAAAGAUAAAAAGAAUGAAAUACCUCAAUUGGAAGAAAGAAGUCCAAAAAAUGAAAAUGAAUAUAAUGAUUCAUCAGAUGAUAAUUUUUUUUCAAGUAAUGGAGAACUACUUAGGAUUAAACCACAAGAAGAUUCCGAACAGAAUAACAUUGAAUCUGACUCUGAAUCUGACAUAGAUGAUGCAAUAAAUGUCAAAAAUUUAAAAGCAGAUUUAAAAGAAAGUAAAAAACAAUUAAAUGUUAGAAGCAAGAGUGAAUCUAAGAAGCUUACUGAUAAGAUUAAAGAAAAAUUAAAAGAUUUAAGUAUAAAUUAUGCUAGAGGUGAAGGAAUUUUAAUGACAGAUAGUUCUUCUGAUGAAGAAAGUUUUGAGACUUCUGAUGAAGAAGAUAUUGAACACAAUUGGGGUGAAUUAGAUAAAGAGGCUGAAACAACAAAUGAAAUUACACAUAGAUUGGCACUUUGUAAUAUGGAUUGGGAUAGAAUACGUGCUGUAGAUUUAAUGGUUUUAUUUAAUUCAUUCUUACCUCUUGGUGGUUUUAUUAGUUCAAUUAUUAUUUAUCCCUCAGAAUUUGGUAUACAACGAAUGAAAGAAGAAGAACUUCAAGGUCCAAAGGAAUUAACAGAAAUAGAUAAAGAAAAGAAAAAUGAAGAUGAAAAUGAUGAGGAGGAAGGAUCAGCAUAUCAUAUGGAAAAAUUAAGACAAUAUCAAUUAAAUAGAUUAAAAUAUUAUUAUGCUGUAAUUAAUUUUGAUUCUGCUGAAACUGCAAAUAAAAUUUAUACAGAAUGUGAUGGUACAGAAUAUGAAUCUACAGCAACAAAAUUAGAUCUUAGAUUUAUACCAAAUGAUAUGGAAUUUGAUCAAACUCCUAAAGAAAUAUGUGAUAAGCUACCACAGCUUACAAAAUAUCAACCGAGACAAUUCAUAACCACAGCUUUACAACAAGUUAAAGUGAACUUAACUUGGGAUGAAACAAAUCCUGAAAGAAUAGAGAUUGCACAAAAAUUGAAUUCUGGAAAAUUAAAUGAAAUUAAUGAAACUGACUUACAAGCUUAUUUAGCAACAGAUUCAAGUGAUAAUGAAGCAGAAGAAGAAGAAGAACAACAAAAAGAAUUACAAAAAAAUAAAAUCAAUUCAGAAGAGGAAACAAAUGCUGAUCCAGUUGAAAAAUACAAAGCUUUAUUGAAAGAAAUAGAGGAAAAAGAAGAAGCAAAACAGAAAAGGGACGUUGAGUUGGAAUUUACUUGGGGUUUAGGCACGAAAGAGAAAGCUGAAAAAUUAGUGCAAGAAAGAUUAAAAAAAGAUCAAAAUCUUACUCCAUUUGAGCAAUAUUUAGAAAAACGAAAAGCAAAAAGAAAAGCUAAACGAGAAGAACGAAAAAAACAUAGAACUGAAGAUGAAUCCGAUUCUGAAAAUUCAGAAAUGCUUAAUUUGGAUAAUCAUGAAAAAAAUAAUAGAUUAUCUCAUGAAAAGAAAAACGCUAUAAAAAAUAAUAAUUCUUUUUCAUCAGACGAUGAAAAUGAAGAACGACGUAAAGCUGAAUUAGAACUUUUAUUAAUGGAUGAAAAUGAAGAUAAUAAACAACAUUUCAAUAUGAAAAAAAUCGAAGAAAACGCUACAAUGACAAAGUCUAAGCAAAAACGAUUAAAUAAAAAGAAAAAUACACAAGAUCAAAUAAUAAAAGAUAACUUUGAAGUAAAUGUUCAAGAUUCAAGAUUUAACGCUUUGUUUACAUCGCAUCAUUUUAAUAUUGAUCCAGCAGAUCCACAUUAUAGGAAAACUAAAGGUACUGAAGCUUUAAUUAAAGAAAAAUUAAAAAGAAGAGCUAAUAAUGAUUAUAAUGAGGAAGUACCUGUUAAAGAAUCAAAAAUGCAGUUUAAUACAGAACUACAAACAUUAAUUAAAUCAGUAAAGCAAAAUACCAAAAAUAUUUCAAAACCAAUAAAAUAAAUUUUCUUGUAAAUUAUUUAUGAAGCAAGAAAUUAUUCUUAAUUUUAUAUUGGAAUAAAAUAU